Messenger RNA from Myripristis murdjan (pinecone soldierfish), 2382 nucleotides. It is a transcript of the gene tmlhe, whose product is annotated as trimethyllysine hydroxylase, epsilon. Bases 420 to 1664 code for a protein of 414 amino acids. Gene Ontology annotation, biological process: carnitine biosynthetic process. Lineage: Eukaryota; Metazoa; Chordata; Actinopteri; Holocentriformes; Holocentridae. The transcript has 8 exons. Gene Ontology annotation, cellular component: mitochondrion. The record is from RefSeq and is a predicted model, not a curated record. Gene Ontology annotation, molecular function: trimethyllysine dioxygenase activity; iron ion binding.
AAAGGAUUCGUGCUUAUGUUGUGGAAAAGAAGGCGUGUUUGAGUGAAUUUUGGGGAUUUUGCUGGACCUUUUGUUUUCUCGUUAGACGGUCAGCUACAUUACCGAGUGUGUUUCUAAACUAAAUCGGCGUUUUACCGAGUGAGGCUUUAAAAAAAAAGUAAUUUCGGUGUACCCCAAGCGCUUUAUUCACUUCAGUUGAACUGUUUGGACCGCCAUAUUGCACACGGCAUCCACAGUUUUACCGUGGCCGCAGUUUGAACACACACCUUCAGCGGAAUUUAAUAAUUAACGCCAGACAUCAUUUGUACGGUUAACUAUUAUAUAUGAGAUAAAUUGACCCAAAGUCCGAAAACAAUUAACAUUAUGCCUUCAAGGUGAAUCCAAAAGGGGCCAGGCAAGGAAGUGCACUGUUACAUAGUAUGUUUGUGGCCGGGGUGUUUCGCAUUUCAUAUGGAAACUGGAGACCCGUGUGGAGACAGGUUCGCUUGGUGAAGUCCCUGGCACAGUAUGGACACUUGCAGAAGAUGCGCUACUGUGCAGCCCAUUCAGCACAAUGCCAGACACGUAAAAAUUACCUUGAGCUCAGUUAUGGAGGCAUUAAGAUGCACUUGGACUACGUGUGGCUGCGGGAUCACUGUCGCUCCGCUGCCUGCUUCAACGCCAGCACCAACCAGAGGAACAUGGACACAGCGAGUGUGGACCUCAGCAUUCACCCGGUCCAAACUAAAGUGGACGACGUACACCUGUACCUCACAUGGCCGGACGGUCACGAAUCCAAGUAUAGCCUGAGCUGGCUGGCUGAGAACAGCUAUGAAGCAAAGAAGCAGAGCCUCAUCCAGCCACGCAUCCUCUGGAAUUCUGACAGCUACACGAAUUCAAACAUACCCUCUGCAAAAUGGGACAAGUUCAUGCACUGUGACGACGAGCUGAAAAUGUUUCUUCAGAACUUUCUGCUGUAUGGGGUCGCUUUUGUAGACGAUGUCCCAGCGACUGUUGAGGCCACAGAAACAGUCACGCAGAGGGUCAGCCUUAUCAGAGAGACAACUUUUGGGAGAAUGUGGAGUUUUACCUCAGAUUUGUCCAGAGGAGACACGGCCUACACCACUCAGGCCCUGGACCGUCACACAGACACCUCAUACUUCCACGAACCAUGUGGAAUUCAGGUGUUCCACUGCCUCAAGCACGAGGGAACUGGGGGAAGGACUCUACUCGUGGAUGGAUUCUAUUCUGCAGAGAAAGUACGCCAGCAGUCACCUGAAAACUUUGAGUUGCUUGCCCGUAUACCCAUCAAGCAUGAGUACAUCGAGAACACAGGCAGCCACCAAAACCACAUGAUCGGCAUUGGCCCCGUGGUUAAUGUGUAUCCCUGGAACAAUGAAAUUUAUAUGAUACGAUACAACAAUUAUGACCGUUCAGUGCUGAACACAGUUCCUCAUGAUGUCGUUCAGCGUUGGUACGUGGCACAUCGAGAGCUGACAACGGAGCUAAGGCGGCCCGAGAACGAGCUAUGGGUGAAACUGACACCAGGGAAAGUGGUUUUCAUUGACAACUGGCGUGUCAUGCAUGGGAGAGAAUCUUUCACAGGCCUCAGGCAGCUGUGCGGCUGCUACCUGACCAGAGAUGACGUUCUCAGCACUGCACGCUCCUUGGGGCUGCAGGCCUGAUCCUUCACGGGCCUCCGUUCACUCUUGUGAUCUAUAUCAUAUUGGCGGUUAGCCCACCUGUAACAUUGGUUUCAAUGCAGUUGGUCUAAGGAGCCUCUUUACUCGCGACAGUCAAUCAGAGUUCUGCACUGUGUGAAGCAUACUUAAGCAUUUCUACAUCUGUAAAUUAAAUUGUAUACUUUUGACAAGACAUACAAGUAAUAUCUGCUGGGAAUAUAGGAUUGUUAUUAGAUAUAGAGGUGCAUAAAAGUCAGGCUGUUGCUCUGAUCAGUAACAUGCCUAGAUAACUGUAAUUGAAUUCUGUUUUCUAAUUAUAUUUGUUGCUGGUGGCACAGUGAUCUGGCAGUUAGCACUUGAAGUUUCCUGGGUUUCCCAGCCGGCCAGCCAGGCUCCUUUCUUUGUGGAGCUCUGGUUUCAUCCCACAGUCCAAAGACAUGCAGGUCAGAUGAAUGGGAGAUACUAAAGUGCCCUUAGCUGUGAAUGUGCUUGUUUGUCUGUCUGCUCUGUGAUGGACUGGCAACCUGUCCAGGGUGUUUCCCCUGCCCUCAGCCUAUCCCAGUGUGCACUGGGAUAGGCUCCAGCACCCUUACGAGGAUAAGCGGUUUGGAGACUGAAUGAAUGAAUAUUUGUUGCUGUAUGAAGACUUUGUUGUGUUGUCUUUUUAGCUUUUUGCUAAAAGUUUCUUCUGUAAUCUGUGACAUGUAAAGCUGCAGAACUU